Molecule: messenger RNA, 1530 nt
Organism: Lichtheimia ornata
Lineage: Eukaryota; Fungi; Mucoromycota; Mucoromycetes; Mucorales; Lichtheimiaceae
Product: lanosterol 14-alpha demethylase
Exons: 5
Coding region: 1-1530 (509 amino acids)
Molecular function (GO): heme binding; oxidoreductase activity, acting on paired donors, with incorporation or reduction of molecular oxygen; iron ion binding
Source: RefSeq, a predicted model, not a curated record
AUGGCUCUCAUUUCUUUGGUUGCGUCGAUGCUGCCAACGCUCGCCGUUUAUGGUGCUCUUGCCAUUGGUGUCUUCUUCGCCAUUCAUAUCCUUUCACAAUUGAUCUUGCCCAAGGAUCCUCGGCAACCACCCAACGUAUUCUCAUGGAUUCCUUUCAUGGGUAACGCUGUUACCUUUGGCAUCAACCCCAUCAAGUUUUUGAGAGAUUGUCAAGCCAAGUAUGGCGAUGUCUUCACUUUUUACAUGGUCGGCAAGCGUGUUACAGUUUGCUUGGGAGCCGAUGGCAACCAAUUUGUCUUCAACGCAAAGCAAAACCUCUCCUCGGCAGCUGAAGCUUAUAAUGACAUGACCAAGUAUGUCUUUGGACGUGAAGUUGUCUAUGAUGCCCCUCACAGUGUGUUCAUGGAGCAAAAGAGGUUUAUCAAGGCUGGUCUCAGCUCGGAGCAUUUCCGCCAACAUGUGCCUUUGAUUGUGGAGGAGACAAAGAACUUUUUUGAAAAGAUGCAAAAGCCCACCGGAUCAUUCGAUGCUUAUUCGACCUUCAGCAAGCUCAUUAUCUGCACAGCUUCUCGUUGCUUGAUGGGCAAGGAAAUCCGUUCGCGUCUCGAUGAUGGUGUUGCCAAACUCUAUUAUGAUCUCGAUCAAGGUUUCCAGCCAAUCAACUUUAUGUUCCCUAAUUUGCCACUCCCCUCCUACCGUCGCCGUGAUGAAGCCUGCCAAAAGAUGGCUGAUCUCUACUCCAGCAUUAUUCAACGACGCAAGGAUGAGAAUGACAAUAGCAAUGCUGAUCUUUUGCAAGCUUUGAUGGAUGCUACUUAUAAGGAUGGUACCCAGUUGCCUGAUAAGCACAUUGCUGGUAUGAUGAUUGCUGUUCUCUUUGGUGGUCAACACACUUCGGCUACUACUUCCGCUUGGACUAUUCUCGAAUUGGCCAACCAGCCUGAGUUGAUCAAGGCAUUGCGUCAAGAAAUGGUUGAGAAGCUUGGCUCUCUCAAGGCUGAACUCACCUUUGACAACCUCAAGGAAUUGACUCUAUUGGAAAACGUUGUGCGUGAAACCCUUCGUCUUCAUCCACCAAUCUUCCAAAUGAUGCGCAAGGUGACAGCCGAGAAGAUCGUGUUUGAAAAGUAUGGUUAUGAAAUCCCCAAGGGCAACUUCCUUUGUGCUGCACCUGGUGUCACUCAAAUUGACAAGCAAUACUUUAACGAGCCCGAGUCUUACAACCCCUAUCGUUGGAUUGAAAAGUCGGAUCCUGUUCAUCAAUUGGAAGUCGGCGACGACGCUAACGCUGAUUAUGGAUUUGGUGCUGUGGGUAUUUCUUCCAAGAACCCCUUCCUUCCUUUUGGUGCUGGUCGUCAUCGUUGCAUUGGUGAACAAUUUGGUUAUCUUCAACUUAAGACUGUCAUUGCCACCUUUAUCAGCACAUUCGAUUUCGAACUCGAGGAACCCGGUGUCCCCAAGCCAGACUAUACUUCCAUGGUCGUUGUUCCCCAACAUCCUGCUAACGUCAAGUUCACUUGGAGAGAGUAG